Molecule: messenger RNA, 1467 nt
Organism: Eufriesea mexicana
Lineage: Eukaryota; Metazoa; Arthropoda; Insecta; Hymenoptera; Apidae
Gene: Nle
Product: notchless protein homolog 1
Exons: 6
Coding region: 1-1467 (488 amino acids)
Biological process (GO): Notch signaling pathway; ribosomal large subunit assembly
Cellular component (GO): nucleolus
Molecular function (GO): protein binding
Source: RefSeq, a predicted model, not a curated record
AUGAAUAAAAGAAAAUUUGAGGAAGAAAGGAAAAACAUGCAAAACAAUGAAAAUUCUGCAAAAGAAACAACCGAGAUUAAACGAAUUUUAUCACGUUUUAAAUCAGAUAAGGGUGAAACAUUACCAGGAGGUUUAUUAGAUUUACCUAUAAAUAUUACUGUUGAUAAAUUACAAAUAAUAUGUAAUGCACUUCUACAAAAUGAAGAACCAAUACCCAUUGCUUUUUAUAUAAAUAAUGUUGAAAUCACAAAUAAUUUGGAAAAUAGUAUUAAAGAAACUUAUAGUAUUAGUGAAGAUAUAAUUGAAAUUAUAUAUCAACCACAAGCAAUUUUUAAAGUUAAAGCUAUUACACGAUGUACUGGAUCAUUGGAAGGUCAUAAGGAGGCUGUAAUAACAGCUGCAUUUUCUCCAAAUGGAACAUAUUUAGCUAGUGGUUCUGGAGAUACAACAGUUAGAUUUUGGGAUAUAUAUACACAAACUCCAUAUUAUACAUGUGAAGGUCAUAAACAUUGGGUAUUAUGUAUAUCAUGGUCACCAUGUGAAACUAAGCUUGCAUCUGCAUGUAAAAAUGGUACAAUUUUAUUAUGGAAUCCAGAAACAGGGAAACAGAUAGGAAGAGCAAUGUUAGGACACAAAAUGUGGAUCACUUCUUUAUCUUGGGAGCCAUAUCACAAAAAUCCAGAAUGUCAGUAUAUAGUUAGUGCAUCAAAGGAUUGCGAUUUAAGGAUAUGGGAUACAAUACGUUCACAAACUGUUCGUACUCUUUCUGGUCACACAAGAAGUGUAACAUGUGUUAAGUGGGGUGGAAAUAACCUUAUUUAUUCUGGUUCACAAGAUAGAACUAUUAAAGUGUGGAGAGCAGAAGAUGGAAUUUUAUGCAGAACUUUAGAAGGCCAUGCACAUUGGGUAAAUACAUUAGCAUUGAAUGUGGACUAUGUACUUAGGAUUGGCCCUUUUCAUUUUGGAAAGAAUGAAAAAAAAUCUGAAAAUCCUGUAAUAUAUGCAAAAAAGUGCUAUAAAUCUAUAGGUGAAGAAGUACUUGUUUCUGGGUCUGAUGAUUUUACAUUAUAUCUCUGGAAACCAGAAAAAGAAAAGAAAUUUAUUGCAAGAAUGACAGGACACCAACACCUGGUUAAUGAUGUUAAAUUCUCACCGGAUGGUCGCAUAAUUGCAUCUGCUUCAUUUGACAAAUCUAUAAAACUAUGGGAAUCAAGUACAGGAAGGUAUAUAACUUCAUUAAGAGGUCAUGUACAAGCUGUAUACUCAGUAUCGUGGAGUGCAGAUUCCCGUUUACUUGUUAGUGGUAGUGCAGAUUCUACUUUAAAAGUAUGGAGUUUAAAAACAAAGAAACUUUACCUGGAUUUACCUGGCCAUGCAGAUGAAAUUUAUGCAGUAGAUUGGUCUCCAAAUGGAUUGCAUGUUGUGUCAGGUGGAAAAGAUAAAGUUUUACGACUAUGGCAGAAUUGA